AGUGCAUUAAUGAUGCUCAGCCAGCAGCUUCAAGAAACACCUCUUUGAACUGGAGUCAUUAUGAGCGUCUUCUUCAACAACUUCCGACGAUAUCGUGUGACUCAGUAUCCUUUAGGUGUGCUCACUUUGACUACCUGGUUCACCCCGGUCGGCGAAAGCGAAAUUACACCGAAAAGAUUGCGCAACUUUAUCGUUUAGAAGGAGUUUUUAUCAGUUAGCUCGUCAGCUAGCUCACUAUGUUGCCGGGGUAACUAGUUAGCAGUUAGCAGGGCCAGCGCACUAUGUCGCAGGGGUGACUAGUUAGUUGUUAGCAGAGCCAGCGCACUAUGUCGCAGGAGUAACUAGUUAGGAGUCAGCAGGGCCAGCGCACUUGUCGUGGUUUUGGACAUGUUUUUGCGAGACAACGAGGACUGUGAGGCAGCUGGAUCUCAGAGGCUACUUCACUAUGGAUAAACAACCCAAAACAGCUGCUCUGUUGAUGUGAGAAAAGAAGGUCAAGAGGACAACAUCAGCCACUAUGAGCAGGGCAGAACAACAGGACAGGGUCUUGUCCACAAGCGAAGACUCUCUCCCGGGCCUCCACAACUCUAAAGCUGACCCGCUGAUCCGAAGCCGUCCCCUCAGUGAUAUAUACCCGUUCCAUGGUCAUGCUGACAGAAGUGCAGUCCCGUGUCUGCUGUCUGGGUGUGGCGCCCAAGUACAGCCUGCAGGUUCUGAAGAAAGCAGAUUGAAUGGCAUCAACUCCUCCGCCUGGUCCAACCCGGUUAUAGGUCAACCUGAGGGGAAGCCCUCAAGAAUUAUGAGGCUUUUUUCUAACUCGAGGAAGGGCCCUGUCCCCGCUCACAGUCCAGCCACUGACAGUCCAACCAGUGACAGUUCCGCCUCAACCCACAGCAACGACAGCAACAGCGUCCCCCAGUCCUGGUCAGGACUCUCAGGACUGGGUGUUGUGGACUCCUUCAAAAAGCUCCGCUCUUCUGUGCUCCAGGGUAUACAGAGUAGAGGGGCGGUCAACUUCGACGGAGAACAUGUCCUAUCAAUUCAGGAAUUGGCUAAUGGUGGCACAGGUGUGGUCAACACUGACCCUGGUCUAAAUGAUGCAGCAAAUCCUUUAAAGUUUGCAGAAGGAUACAGUGUGUCUAACGGAAGUUUUGCAGGCCAAAAGUUGGCUGUGAUGAGCAGCUGUGGAUCAGAUAUUGAGGACUGCGAUGAUGAGGAAAAUGGCGAAGGAGACGGUCUCACGCGCAACACACGCUUCUCAAGGAGUAUCAGGAGAGCGUACGGAGCAGGACGCAUCUCUAUACUCGACACAGGGAACAGGAGACUAGCAAGAAGCAGCACAAAUGAAGCUAUGGACAGUCCGAAACCAGAACAGACAUCCGAGGUCAAUGUCCAAACAAAGAACAUGAAUGAGAACACAAAUGUGAAGGUGCUGAGCAGACUGAGCAAAAGUGCAGAAAAUCUUCAUAUAUUUAAAGCACCUUUCAGACGCAAAGCCCCAUCUCAAGGACGUCCUUCGCUUCAGGAGUUCCCCCAGAGGACUAAACCGUCAAACGGGACUCCAAACAUCCAGAGGACAGCCAGCGCCUCCUCAGUGGACCUCCGGGGACACGCUGUUAGCCACAGGAAGAGCCCUGCGAUGACCAAGGGGCCGAUGCUGAAGCUAGUAGGCAGCAUGACUGACCUGACUGUCAGACGCAGGCGAAGUCCUUCCCCGAGCCCAACCUCUCAUUCUCCCUUGUCACCCCUGACCCGUCUCCAUGACGACUACUCCCGCCGUGUGCCUUGCCUAGCAACCAGUGAGCGACAGCGCCGGCCGUCGCCCGUCAGAGCCAGGGUCAUUUCUGUCGAACGCACUCCUCUGGUUCAUCUACAGCCUGAAUAUGAUGCUAUCCUCAUCAGCCAGAUUUCUGUGGAGGUCCCAGAGGGAGCAGAGCAGACUUCACCUGGUGUCUCUGCUCAUUAUGAAUCACUGACUGAGGCCACAACAAGUGGUUAUAAACAGACAUCAGAUUCAUCUCCUCUCAGCCAGAAAGAGCCUUCACAACAACAAGAACAGACUGAAGUCAACGUGCAACCAAAUGAGGUGACAUCAGACCAACAAGGGCCAGAAGCACUUCUCCAUACAGAAGAAGUCUCUCUAACAACCAGCAGCAACCCUCCUAUCUCUCCAACAUCCUCCUCGGAGUCACCCACAUCGCCCACAGAUGCAUCCACGGAAACAUCCUCCGUCAAGCCCAGACGAAGGAGUGGGCGCCCGAAACCUCGACCCAUCUCUGACUACGGGCAGCUCGCUUCCAGGAAGCACUCCAUUCCAGAGGAAGUGGCAGAGCUGCAUGCUGAAGAAAGGACAGCAUAUACAUCAAUGCAUAAAGACUGCAGCGGUAAUGACGCGUGUGGGAAUGGAGAGAGCCCCGAGAACUGCAGCAUGAACAGAGAAGUUCAAGGCAUGAGGCAGCGUCCGAUCUCAGUGAUAGGAGUUGUGGAUCUGUUCUCUCCUGAUGCUGAGGAGAAAGAUGACCGUCUUCCUUCUGCCCUGUCGCGGCCGCCCAUCCCCUCCCACCAGGUUCCCCCCUACAGAGCAGUGUCUGCCAGGUUUCGCCCCUCCGCCCUCUCCCAGAGCACCCCCAUCGGACUGGACCGUGUUGGACGGCGUAAGCUCCACAGAAUGCUCAGCGAGGGUGUGUCUGCUGCAACACUUGAUGACAGCGUGAGCGAGGAGGAGGAGGAGGGCAGCUUUGAUGAGCUCACUGAUAACACGCCCUACCUCCAGCCAGGGGUGGAGCUCUCUGUGCUCAACGAGUGGAUUAGCUCGGGCCACACGGUGUAUGCUGAGGCACUCUGGGACCAUGUGACCAUGGAGGAGCAGGAGCUGGCCUUCAAGGCCGGAGAUGUUAUCCGGGUCCUGGAAGCCUCACAUAAGGACUGGUGGUGGGGCAGGGGUGCUGACAAGGAGGCCUGGUUCCCUUCCAGCUUUGUGAGGGUGCGAGUGAACCAGGAGGACUCAAGUACAGAAUGUGUGGCAGACCAGGAAGAAGAUUCAACUCCCAGGGACACACCCAGCACUCAGCACAAGGAGCAGAUGAGAACCAAUGUGGUUCAGGAAAUCAUGAAUACUGAACGCAUCUACAUCAAGCACCUAAAAGACAUCUGUGAGGGUUACAUCCGUCAGUGUCGUAAAGUCCCGGACAUGUUCACUGAGCUGCAGUUGAAGACCAUCUUCAGCAACAUAGAGGACAUCUACAAGUUUCAGAGGCAGUUCCUCAAAGACCUGGAGAAGAAGUACAACAAAGACCAACCGCAUCUCAGUGAAAUAGGCUCCUGUUUUCUCUUGCAGGGAGAGGGCUUCUCUAUCUACUCAGACUACUGUAACACUCAUCCAGCAGCCUCUGCUGAGCUGCAGCGCCUCAUGAAGUCGGGCAAAUAUAAGCAUUUCUUUGAGGCCUGCCGGCUCCUCCAGCAGAUGAUCGACAUUUCAAUUGCAGGUUUCUUGCUCACACCCGUCCAGAAGAUCUGUAAAUACCCCCUGCAGCUGGGAGAACUGCUUAAAUACACCCCCAAAGACCACAGUGACUACAGCGGAGUGAGCAAAGCGUAUGAGGCUAUGAAGAACGUGGCCAGUCUGAUAAAUGAGAGGAAGAGACGGCUGGAGAGUAUCGACACCAUCGCUCACUGGCAGGUGGCGAUUCUCCACUGGGAGGGGCCUGACGUGCUGGAGCGCAGCUCAGACCUGAUCCACUCUGGUGAGAUGACUCGAGUCCUCCGACAGGGCAAAAUGCAACAGCGCAGCUUCUUCCUGUUUGACCACCAGCUGGUUUUCUGUAAAAAAGACGUCCUGCGCAGAGACCUGCUCCACUACCGCGGACGGCUGGAUAUGGACGAGACCGAGGUGUUGGACAUGCCCGACGGGCGGGACCUAGACCUGGGCCUGACCCUGAGGAAUGCUCUGCGCCUGCGCAACGCCUCCACUCUGGAGUUUGUGUGUAUGCUGUGCUGCAGGAAGGCCCAGGACAAGCAGAGGUGGUUACAGGCCUUCGCCAAGGAGAGACACAGAGUCAAGGAAGACCAAGAGAUGGGAAUGGAGAUCAGUGAAGAACAAAGAAAACAGGCCAUUGUUAAUGCCAGAAGAGCCAAACAGAAGAAGAGCAAAAACGCUGGUUACUCUGGCUCUGUCCCACCACACCACCAAAACCUUCACCCACUUCACCAGCGUCACGUCACCAUUCCAACCAGCGUGCCUCAGCAGCAGGUCUUUUCACUGGCCGAGCCCCCCAAACGAAAGCCUUACCACCUGUUAUACAGCAUCACCCGCAACGCCUUUUUCAGGAAAUGAGGCUUUGCUCCCUCAGCCUUUUUUGCCUCCCAAAACGUCCUGAAGACUCAAAGAACACUUUAUUUUUUCCUGUAUUUUUUUCUGCCUGUGAAUGUACUGUCAAGUUUGGUUUUUGUGCCUCUUGUGUCUUUCUCUUUGUGUUUGUUUUUGUUGCACCAUGAAGUUCAGUGCCUACAAUUUGGAAGAGGCAUGACAAAAAGUGUUAAAAUACUGACUAAAUGCUGCUCACUCAAGAGACUCCCAUCCCCUUUUGUUUUAUUAAUUCCAACUGAAAGAUUUUUUUAUGUUAAUUAUGACAACAAUGUAUGUUCUGCUUUUACGUUGACAAACAUGGUUUUAGUUUAUUUCACAGAGGCUGGACCCUUUUUUUGCUGCGAGUCUGUCAACUCUGAGCUCAAAACAGCCAGAGGAUAAAUUAACUGACACAGUCACCUACCUUGUUAACACUGUAAAUAAAACUCUUGUACAAACAUA
Sebastes umbrosus (honeycomb rockfish) is the source of this 4807-nucleotide messenger RNA. It is a transcript of the gene spata13, whose product is annotated as spermatogenesis associated 13. The transcript is spliced from 13 exons. Gene Ontology annotation, molecular function: protein binding; guanyl-nucleotide exchange factor activity. Gene Ontology annotation, biological process: lamellipodium assembly; filopodium assembly. Gene Ontology annotation, cellular component: cytoplasm. NCBI's taxonomy places the organism in Eukaryota, Metazoa, Chordata, Actinopteri, Perciformes, Sebastidae. The record is from RefSeq and is a predicted model, not a curated record. The coding region runs from base 518 to 4333 and encodes 1271 amino acids.